This is a messenger RNA of Ruditapes philippinarum (Manila clam), 3510 nucleotides long. RefSeq names its product protocadherin beta-8-like. Gene Ontology annotation, biological process: homophilic cell-cell adhesion. Gene Ontology annotation, cellular component: membrane; catenin complex. The record is from RefSeq and is a predicted model, not a curated record. Gene Ontology annotation, molecular function: cadherin binding; calcium ion binding. NCBI's taxonomy places the organism in Eukaryota, Metazoa, Mollusca, Bivalvia, Venerida, Veneridae. The transcript is spliced from 5 exons. The coding region runs from base 39 to 848 and encodes 269 amino acids.
GGCUGUUGCGCACAUUCCUCGGCGAUCUCAGGAUCUGUAUGACCGCUUGCUUUACGUAUAAGAGAAUAAUGACUGCGGGAAAAUUAUUAAGUUCAGGAAAUGUUUUGCUUGUGACUGUGUUAGUAGUGGUCUUCAAGUUUGGGGACGCGCAAAUUACCGGAUGGACUGAACCAAGCACAAUAGGCACUACAAAUGGGGUUGCGACUGACGUAACUAAAGCUGAAAAUGUAGCGGUUGGUGACGAAAUAGCGAAAUUUACGGCAACUCCAACUAGCAGUGAUACCAUCUCCAGUUACGAAUUAUUGACCGCGGACACACCUUUCGCUAUAUCCUCGCCUGGUGGCAGUUUGACGUUAUCUUCAGCGCUAGAUUUUGAAAGUACAUCUAGUUAUGUUAUUCAAGUAAAAGCGACUGACAGUGCGUCAGAAGUCGGUACUGCCACUGUGACCAUAACAAUAACAGAUGUUAACGAAGCCGCGCCAGCAUUUGGUAAAACUUCCUACACUGUUUGCGUAGCAGAUGGUUCGGCUGCCGGUACGUCGGUCACAACAUUUUCUGCUACUGAUCAAGACACAGCGAAUACCAUCACCUACUCAAUUAACUCUGGAGACACAAGCAGCAACUUCAAGGUCUCGACAGCCAAACUUGAGGUCAAUACUGGGAAAACCCUUGCUAUGUCUACAACAGCGAAGUAUACUCUUGUGGUACAUGCCACGGAUAACGGCAGUCCGGCAAAAACCGGAACUUCUACUUACACUGUCAACGUCCAGUCGUCAUGCAACGGGGCGGCAGCUUUGACCGUGACAUUGAUGACACUUUUACUGGCACUCAUAGUCUCUUUAAACUAAUUCUCUAAAGCUUACGUUUAAAAUCUCUUUAAUCUUGCAUGAUUCAUAUCACAGUUGCCUUAUAGUAUAUAAAUAUAUUGAAAGACAUAUGGUUAUUAAAAUAGACAACUAUUUUUACAUAACUUUACACAGUUUUAAAGGUCCAUUAUGCCUCAGAAAUUCUUUUAUUUCUCCAAAGCUUUCUUAUUUUUUGUGUACUUUUAUAGUAUCAAAAAAUUAACUCAUUAGCCAAUAACAUGAACCCCUUUUUUCAGCUGUUGGUUACUGGCAAUAAGUACAAUUAUAGUGAAUGAGUAUUUUGUAUGAAAGUCGAAAUACUACUUGGUUUACAUUUUGCUACUUUUAUGACAAAUUAUUUCACAUUUAUCGCAACUUUCUUCAGGUAAAAAAACUAACAUUCUCUAAAACCAUUGUUUAAACAUUAUGCAAUUCAUGUUUGCCCUUUCUAAUAAGGAAACAAAAUGUUUCUGAGGCAUAAUUUGCCAUGUUAACUUGUUAUUAAAUGGAUUAUCAAACACAAAGCAACUGCAGAUUUAUAUGGACAUUGAUAACUAUUUUAUUGACUAUCACUUAUUAUCAGAAAGAUUGGAACUGCAACAACAAUUCAGUUUAACAUAUCAUUUUAAGUGUAAUAAAAGACAAUUUCGUAAAUUAAUGCUCAAUAAAACAAAAGCUAUCAAAAGCAUAUUCGAAUUUUUGGACACGUUUCUUUAUCUUGACACAUAGCUUAUUCGGAUUACUAGAAGUCUAAAUUAUAACCUUUUAAGUGACAUUAUGUCCAUCUAAGGGUAUAUUUAUGAGUGAACGAGUAAAUGUCAAAUUUCCAUUUUGACAUAAUUUCUUUUAAUAUGAAAAUUCAUUUCACAAUAACAGUAAACAACGCAUGGAUUCAUACAAAAAUUUCGUAAAAAUCCACUAGAAUUUACCUUUAACGUUCAUUUUAUAUUUUAGGCAGAUUUAAAUUUUAUCCUAAACAUUUUCCAAUAUGAACUGUUGGUCAAUCACCAUUUUAACAGUCAAUUGUUUGAAAUAUAUAGUCAGUUCAGCUCAACUUCACUAUGAAAAUAUGAGCAUAAUGUCACUUUAAGGUUUCAAUGUCAGCCUGUUUUCCAUUUGUAAAACUCUUUCUUUUUAUAUAUAUACGUAUUUUUAUAAUUUUAUAAGAAAUAUAGUAUGUAAGGUGAGAUGAUUUUUCAUUUAAGGAUGCACACAAGAAACAUUACCUAAACUGUUGUUUAAUUUGCUUUUGAAUGUAUUUGCUGAUGCGGAAGUUUAUUAUAUGUAAAAGAGAACACUUUAAAGCAACUCCACUGAGGUCCAAAAUCCACAAAAAAAACCCAUAAAAUUUGAUUUUCUUACAUAAAACAGCUGGGACUCUUAAAACACUCUUAAGACAGUUAUAUAUGCAACAGAAAGUUAAGAAUAUACUAAGAAAUAAAUUGCAACUACUCUUUGCCACUCUUUUUCCGGUUUAAGUCAAAGGGGUUUUAACUCUUUUCAAUUCAAGGUCAUUUUUUCCACAAUUAGAGACAAACGGAGUGAGCAAAUGAUCUGGAAUUUUUCACACAAGUUAUUGUUCUAGACCUAAAUGAAAUGAAACAUUAAUUUCUAAAAGUUAUUUCCAGUCCGGCCAUUUGUAAAACCCUCAGUGGAGUCCCUAUAAGUAGACAAAUUUCUGCAAAGUUAUAGGUAAUUUGUGUGAUGUGAAAAAAAUAAAAUGGAGGCAUGCUGCCUUUCAGAUUGCCUUGAUAGCAUCCGAAGAGUCUACUCCCUUUCAUACUUUGUGUGAUGUGUAUUUUUUAUUUGUGUUAUUGUUUGAACAGUGAAAUGAAAUCAGUUAUGAGAUACAAACAGUAUCGAUGUUUGAUUCAUUUCACUUUUGUUGUUUCAAAAAAAUUGUAUUGUUGUCCUAGAACAAAAGCAAAAUGUACUCAUAAAUAUACACUGAAAGAUUUCUGGAUUAUUUGUUUAAUUAUCAGUAUACCGAAUUUAAUGAUAUAAUCAACACUUUUGUUUCAUAAUUGUUUUCAUUGGGUCAAUAAAAUGACGUCACAAUAAUGGUUGGUCAGCUUAAUGGAUUUAACUCAAUACAGGAUUGGAGCAGUACCUCUAGACGCUUGCAAAAAUCAUAAUCAGAAAAUAGACAAAUAUCUUUUUUUUUUUCGCCGAUUUUUACAUUUUUUAUUCAUUAUCGUACAGAAAUCUGUCUAAAAAGAUGAAUUAGACCUUUUAAAGUUCAUUCCGUUGGGUAAAAAGGCAAAAUUUUAGCAUUUUAUUCAAGCGCCGUGUCCGGUAUAUACCGGAAUACGGUAUUUAGUGUGGUGCUCCAAUCCUUUCUUUAGUCACACUCCAGCUUAAUAGGUAUGUCAUUGCGACGUCAUUAUUGCAUUUUAUUGGAUCUACUGAAUUAUUAAUUCAAUAUCAUUUUAUUAUUACAUAUAUUGUACCUAUUGAAUGUGACGUCAUUAUUACAUAUUUUGGAUCAAUUCAAUUGGUAUGUCAAUGUGACGUCAUUAUGACAUGUAUUGGGUUCAUUGAAUCAGUACGUAAAUGUGACGUCAUAAUAAGUAAAAUUGGUUUAAGGCAAUUAGUUUGACAAUGUGCAUUUUCUAACUUUGCAUUAUCUAUGUAUUCUAGUGAGAAAUAAAAGGAAACAAUACAG